This is a messenger RNA of Danio aesculapii, 1561 nucleotides long. It is a transcript of the gene ppp1r3da, whose product is annotated as protein phosphatase 1, regulatory subunit 3Da. Gene Ontology annotation, molecular function: protein phosphatase 1 binding; glycogen binding. Lineage: Eukaryota; Metazoa; Chordata; Actinopteri; Cypriniformes; Danionidae. The transcript is spliced from 2 exons. Gene Ontology annotation, cellular component: protein phosphatase type 1 complex. The coding region runs from base 26 to 1129 and encodes 367 amino acids. Gene Ontology annotation, biological process: regulation of glycogen biosynthetic process. The record is from RefSeq and is a predicted model, not a curated record.
CUCCUGCCAGCUUUGCGCAGUUUGCAUGAAUUGCACUGUAUGUGUGUUGUAUCACGUAGUAUGCUUCACCUCUGCACAGAGUUUGUGUCGCGGUCCACAUUAUGAAACGCUCGGUUUAUACAAACAACAUCGGAGGAUCUUCAGAUGCGACGUAAACGUAAACACGUCGGAUUUUCCUGUUCUCUAUGCAAGGUGCAUUGGAAGGAAACACUUUGUAAUAAACAUGGCCUGGUCUUUGGGAUGUUGCCAUAAAGUCACUCCCCUUGAAGAGAUGAAUGCUGACCUAUUUUUUACCACGGUAUCCAAUGGCUCAAAAGAAACUUCCACAUCAGUAUUACAGGACAUGUCCCGUUCAAAAACAGACAUUGAGAGGAGGCUGGUUAAAAUACGGCCACCCAGCCCAAGAACAACUCCACGGCAAUCAGCAGGACGUAGCCUUUCAUGUGAACCACCAACCAAAUCCAUCAUCCAGAGACGAACGCAGUCCCUUCCCUCUCCAUCAGAGAGAAGACGGCUCAGCCGUAGAGCCAACGUUCGAUUUGUGGACUCUUUGGGGUUAGACCUGGAAAAUGUCAAGGUUUUCAAAAGCGGGGAGGAUCCAUUCAUCCCAGAGCAUGUCUUAUUUCGACUGCUAAUGAAUGCAGAGUUGGCCUCAAGUAAGAGGAUGGAGAUCUCCUUACCAUAUCUGAAACCCUUGUUCUCCAUCCAGCCUGGUGAUUGUUCAAACUUUGUGGAGCGCCUAUGUUGCCAACAAGUGUGCCUAGAGCGGGUUUUGUGCUAUGAGCCUGGCAUUAUUGGGAUCGUUCAAGUUGUAAACCUGGCAUUCGAGAAGGAAGUGAGUGUUCGCUAUUCUUUUACGAACUGGAAGAGCUGCUCGGAAACCAAGGCUUACUGGGUAGCAAGCAAAUCCAAUUCAAACGGACCCUGCUGUGACACUUUUCGGUUUCAUCUUCCAGUUCCUCCAUUCAUCCUUCAUCCUGGGGCAGUGCUGGAGUUUGCGAUUUGUUAUAAAGUAAUGGGCACUCAGUUUUGGGAUAACAAUGGUGGGCAGAAUUACAAAUUGACCUGUCAGAGUUAUAACCUUCCUGUGCCAAAAGAAUGUGAAGACAGCAUGAUACACUUUAUCUGAGGAGGACACUGAGGACUUUUUAGAGCACUGUUUCACUUUUCCAUUUUACUUGUAACCACCAGCAUUUUCACCAUGUGAUAUAUGAUGCUGACCUUCUGAGGGUCUUGCCAUAGCACAUUUGGUUUGUGAAUAAUACCUUGACGCCAUAUGAAAUCUAAGAUUUUUUAACUAUGAUUUGUGUUCAACUGGACUGUAGCACUGAAAGUAUUGUUGGAUUUUGACUUGAUAAUGUACAUGAGAUUCAAAAAAAGUGCCUUUACUGUAUUUUUUUACGUUUCUGAUUUGCACUUACUUGUGUGAGGAUAUUAUUGUCACUAUGUGGUAGAUUUUAAUAAUGCUUGUGGGCCUUGUAUGUAAACACAGAUGUGGAUAGUGGUCCCUCACAUACUGUAAAACUUUGCAAUAAAGCCAUUUGUAGACUCAUUGCCCCUA